UGUCUGUCUGCACUGGAGCAUGGCAACUGGAGGCCUGGAGUAUCUGGGAAGGUUGGGUGCCUGUCUCCACUGCAUCCAGUCCUCCUUGAUCCUGGACAUUUUGCACACACACGCACACACACACACACACACACACACACACACACACACCCUACUCCCUCAAGAAACCAGGGUACCGAGGUCAAGGGGAGGGGUGUGUGUGUGGAAGGCCGGGGAAAGUGGGGCUGAAGGGUAGAAAUUUACCGGGAAAUGAUUGCAUUUGGGAGCUGUCUUUUUUUGUGAUGGUCCCCAUGGUGACAAUUUGUGACGGCAAAGAAUGUGGGACCGGGGCUCCGCCGCCUGAUUGGGAUGCUUUGUAUCUGGAGAGGCGCUCCUGAUUGGCCUGAGGGCCCCCCAGCUCCGGACUUGUCCUCCAUUCAGCCCACUCAAGGGCUGCACAACCGCUUCUCACCCUGCACGGAGCUCGCUGCACGCCAGCUCGCCGGGCUUGCCUGGGUCUACAGUGGGGAACCUGCCGGCCACGUUGGCGGGGGUCCCAGCCUGCACCUUCGGUCUGCCCCGUGCUCUUCUCGGAGCUACCAGCCCCCAGCAGAGCCCACACUCUUCAUGGAAAGCCCCGCACGGUUCCCGUGGUGAUGGCAGCUGACAGCGAUGUGAAGAUGCUGCUGAAUUUUGUGAACCUGGCGUCCAGUGACAUCAAGGCAGCCCUGGACAAGUCUGCGCCCUGCCGCCGCUCUGUGGACCAUCGCAAGUACCUGCAGAAGCAACUCAAGCGCUUCUCUCAGAAGUAUUCGAGGCUCCCUAGAGGCCUGCCUGGCAGGGUGACAGAGCCUCACCUGCAAAGGGGUCCUGAGGAGAGGCCUGGGCAGCUGCCUCUCCAUCCCUGUCCUGAAUCCAGCCCUGGCGGGGGUGGGGGCUGCAAGGAGAAGGUCCUGGGGACCCCCUUCAGGGAGGAGUGCCUUUCUAAGGAGCAGAGCUUCGGGGGGCUGAAUCCAGAGGCUGCUAGACCUGGCCAGCUGCCCAUGAGGAAGAGACAGCUGCCUGCUUCAUUUUGGGAGGAACCAAGGCCCACCCUCAGCUACCCAAUGGGGCUGGAGGUGGGCCUAGGCCCCAGGGAGACAUCUCUGUAUGAGAAUAAGAAAAAUUGCAAGGGUCUGGAGUCCCUGGGGCCUGAGACUGCUCCACUGCCCAUGUCCCCAAGGGUACUAGCUGACAUGGAGCCGCUCAAGAUGUCUGGGGUAUCCUUGGUAGGCAGCCUUGAUGCCUGGAGCUACUGCCCAUUCCAGUACCAUGGACAGCCCAUCUUCCCCAGCCUUCCAGGGGUCCUGCCUCAAGGCCCAGUACCCAGUCUGGGCUUGUGGAGGAAAAGUCCAGCCUCACCUGUGGAGCUGGCCCACUUCUGCAAGGAUGUGGACAGUCCAGGGCCCAAAGUGUACAGACCUGUGGUUCUGAAGCCUAUUCCCACUAAGCCGGCCAUGCCUCCUCCCAUCUUCAAUGUCUUCGGCUACCUCUAGCUGGACAGCCUCAGCCCCCCUUUUUGGCCUGCAGGAUGGGGUCUCUGAUAAGCUCUCCAUGUGAGAAGGGAGCUGGGCAGGGAUCUAGCCAAGCUGCCUCGGGGAGGGGCCUCCUCAGGCAGGCAUCUAUUUGACUCUUGCAGCCUAUGGGGCCAGGCACAGGAGCCCUUCCCCAGGGGACUCCUCUCCCUGUCCCUGUGGAGACCAUAGGCAGUGGGACCCUGGUCUGACAGCCACCCAUUACACACCUGUUCAGCUGCCAUCUGCUGGGGAUGGGAGGGGCAUUUCACUUGUUCUUUUUGUUCUUUGUAAAUAUUGAGAAAGUUAAAAAAAAAA
Peromyscus leucopus (white-footed mouse) is the source of this 1850-nucleotide messenger RNA. RefSeq names its product family with sequence similarity 181 member A (gene Fam181a). The record is from RefSeq and is a predicted model, not a curated record. Lineage: Eukaryota; Metazoa; Chordata; Mammalia; Rodentia; Cricetidae. The coding region runs from base 636 to 1514 and encodes 292 amino acids. The transcript has 2 exons.